Messenger RNA from Larimichthys crocea (large yellow croaker), 5540 nucleotides. RefSeq names its product zinc finger, ZZ-type containing 3 (gene zzz3). The record is from RefSeq and is a predicted model, not a curated record. Gene Ontology annotation, molecular function: zinc ion binding. Bases 845 to 3865 code for a protein of 1006 amino acids. The transcript is spliced from 12 exons. Lineage: Eukaryota; Metazoa; Chordata; Actinopteri; Sciaenidae.
UUUUUUUUUCUCUAGCUUCAACCCAAUGCUAGUUACAAAGCUAACCGUUACCGGAGACUCUUCUCUCCGCCUGCACGGUGCAGUUAACUAGUUAACUAGUCGCCGAGGUAACGGUAGCCAGCUCGGUUAACUAGUCGUUCACAAGGAAAAAAGGGGGAGAAAGAAAAAAAGCAGAAAAUAGGCUUUUAUUGAUGGUGGUGUACCGUUCGGGGUGUCAUAGCACAGCUCGUAUUUUGGAUUUCACGGGUGCAACAGUCUGCAGUUUGGUGUCUGAGGCGUUAAUGUUUUAUAUAUUUAUUUAUAUUUAUAUAUUUAUAACGGUAAGUUAAAGCUAAACGGCGAGCUAGGUCUAAACUAGUUGGGGGGGGUGUCCAUGCUAACGUUUAGCUUUUGCUCGCCAGCUCCUUAUGAGCUCAACUGGCUGGGCUUGUUUUAUUUAUUAUUUAUUAUUAUUAUUUUAUGUAUUGCUUAGUUUUAACCCCUGAACUUUUUUUAAAGGAGUUCAUCUUCUUACCCAAACUAGUGCUUAUAAACUUAAACCCGGCGACACGUGCUGCUGCUGCAAGCUGCUGCUGCUGCUGCAACGUUGUCUAGUUUUUUAAAACCAGCAUCCUCCCAACUUUGUCCACAUUCAGCUGGUUAGCUCGGAUGUUUUUUAGGGGGGGUGGAUUUGAGCGGUAUGUAUACCAACACCACUCCGUGGAUUUUUGUUGCCAGUAGGCCCCCCCACCCCCUCCGUGGAAGUGUUAAACUACAAAGAUGAGCAGUCCAACACGACGGUGCCCACAUUCUGCUGCAGAGGAGAGAGCACCAGGAUGAGGAGACUGUAGGCACCCGCCGUAGUAUGGCCGCGUCCCGUUCCUCGCGCGUCACAAGGUCGUCAGUGGGGCUCAAUGGAUUGGAUGAGAACUUUUGUGGUCGAACCCUCAGGAACCGCAGCAUCGCCCAGCCGGAGGAGACCUCAGUGUCUCCGCUACCUAGGGCCCGCUCCCCCAAGAAGAAGCAGGACGCCAGGCAGGAGUCGAAGCAGGACGCCAGGCAGGAGUCGAGGCAGGAGUCAAAGCAGGACGCCAGGCAGGAGUCGAAGCAGGAGUCUAAGCAGGACUGCAAGCAGGAGUCUAAGCAGGACUGCAAGCAGGAUGUUGAGGAGCAGUCAAAGCAGGACGUUAAGCGGGAGUCGAAGCAGGAUGCUAAACAGGACACAAAACAGGACGCCAAGCAUGAUACAAUUCAGGAUGUCAAGGAGGACGCUCAGCAAGAUGGCCAGCAGCAGGCCUCGUUGCAGGGAAAGCUAACUGACUCAAAUGCUUCUCCAGUUGAGGCGGAGCAAUGGACCAGGAAACGGGGUGUGUCCUGUUUAGAAAAAGACAUUAGUCCUGAGAAGUCGGAGAACUGUGACCGAGGGAAGGGGGCACGAGAUGCCUGUCCUCAAAUCAAAAGGGCCAAGCGGUGCUCCCGCUCUAGAGACUCUCAGGGACACGAGGAGGACCCUGAGCUUUUGAAACCUGAAAGUCCAGUCUCCGUCCCAGAGCCUAACAAGGACAACAGUUGUGAAGAAUUUCCCAGCCAAAACUCUGCUGACACAGCUCCUGCCUCACCUGUCCUCAGUAAAGAGGAGGGUGAGCUGACAGGGGUGGAGGCAGAGGAUGGUCAUGUGGAGUGUGACGGGGCAGCUCAGCCUUCGAACGCCCACAAGGCUUCAAAUGGACUCAGAGAGAAUAAAGUAGAGGAACCUAGCACACACAUAGAAGAGCCUAGUGCAAACCCCACCUCUGCCACCAACUGCCCGUCGCUGCUCAACGGCAGUCAGACGGGGGCUCCCUCAUCCCCUGACCCCGCCGUGCCUUGUAGAAACUCUGUCCCUGUGCCGAUGGAGGUCUCUGGCUCAGGGGAAUCGCCGGCCUCAUCUGCACCGACGUUUGAGGCUGUUCCAGAGGAUCCCGUACCUGAGUUAAUAGGGGCCAAGGAGCAGGAGGUGGAGGUCGACGUUGUGGGCGACCCGUUGUGUCUGGCCCACGAGGAGCAGGUGACGGAGAGUGAGAACGACACCAACGGUCGGCCGCUAACACCGGUGCCGGAAACUGCUGCUGCCUCCACUUCCUCCUCCUCCUCCUCCUCCUUAACCACCACCAACAUGAACAGUAGUCCAAUCAACAACAACAACAGCAACUCAGGAGAAACUACACCCCCACUAGUAACAACCCCCUCCCCCACAGAGCCAGGGUGCAACCCCUCAAUAUCCAGCACACCCCCUUCUUUCACAGAGCUCUAUGAACACAGAUACACCCUGCGGACUUCACCCAGGAGGGCUGCCACUGGUGGCAAGGCCUCCUGCUCCUCCUCCAAGCUCAGCUCUCCUCCCAGAGACAAUGGUCCCUUGAGGGAAGAGGGGGAGGUGGUGGUUGGGCUGGAGGAGGACUGCCCUAUGGUGGAGGAACCUGUUCCUUCAGACUCUGUUGGCCCCUCCAGCGAGGAGCCGGUCUCCGCAGAUCCUGGGGAGAGGGCAGGUGACGAUGAAGGUGUGCCCGUGGAGGGCAAGGAGGCAGAGAGAAGCAAGGAGCUGACACAGAGCCAGGCUGCAGAGGAGGAGGAGGAGGAGGAAGAGGAGGAGCCAGACGUGUAUUACUUUGAGUCGGACCACCUGGCUCUUAAACACAACAAAGAUUAUCAAAGGCUGCUGCAGACCAUCGGAGUCCUCGAGGCACAGCGCACGCAGGCCAUCCUGGACCUGGAGACGCUGGCGCGUCACCAGAGAGAGGCCCUCGCCGAUCCCAUCAGCUUUGUGGAGCAGCUGCAGAAACGGAUGAAUUUGGGCUUGCCGUGUCCUCAGCGAGUCGUCCAGCUCCCUGACAUUGCAUGGGAGCAGUACACCUCAGGUCUCUGUGACUUUGAGAGAGAGUUCUGUGACAAGAAACGCAAAACCAGGCGGCUAAAGCUGAUCUUCGACAAAGGUUUGCCCGAUCGACCAAAAAGUCCCGUGGAGCCCAAGAAGGAAGGCGAAUCCUCCACCAUGUACUCCUCUCUGCCCACUAGUGACGCACCAGAGAACGGCAGGCAAGCGCAGAUGAUCAGGGGGAGGAUUUGUCACCCAAACAAGCCUGACACGUUUAACCAGCUGUGGACUGUGGAGGAGCAGAAAAAACUGGAGCAGCUUCUCGUUAAAUUUCCUCCAGAGGAAGUCGAGUCCAGAAGAUGGCAGAAGAUUGCCGAUGAGCUCGGCAAUCGAACAGCAAAACAGGUUGCCAGUAGGGUUCAAAAGUACUUCAUCAAACUGACAAAAGCUGGUAUCCCCGUGCCUGGAAGAACACCCAACCUCUGCAUGUACACUAAAAAGGCAUCCAGCAAGAGGCAGCACCACCUUAACAAGCACCUGUACCGACCGUCUACUUUCCUGACCUCCUACGAGCCUCCGGUCUACAUGGACGAAGAUGACGAGCGCUCGGCGUAUUACAGCGGCGUGCAGGACCCCUCUGCUGAUGACUCGGAUGAAGAAACUAUACCUGUUGAGUUGAGAAAUUUGCCAGAGUACAAAGAGCUUUUAGAGCUGAAGCGACUGAAGAAACAGACGCUCCAGGAGAUCCGAGAGGACAAGGUCGGGAUGCGGCACGUCGGCUACAAGUGUGACGUCUGCGGCAUGGAGCCCAUCCAGGGAGUGCGGUGGCACUGUCAGGAUUGUCCGCAGGACAACUCGGUCGAUUUCUGCUCCAACUGCUCCGACUGCUUGUUCAAGACAGAAACCCAUAAGCCUAACCACCACUUGGAACCGGUGCACCAGUCUGACACCUUUCUGGACAGAGACUACUGCCUGCCGCAGAGCACAGGCUACAACUACCUGGACCCUAACUACUUUCCAGCCAACAGAUGACAGGGUCCCAGGCGCCUCUAACUCCAGGCUCUCUCCACAUAUCCCACAGGCCACUCUGUGCAUGGCUCCAUCCUCCAAGUCCAAGAUAACCGCUUAACCCGCCGCCAGGCAGGAAGGCCGGGCCGGCAGGCAGACAGCCAGGGGCCUCAGAGCAGACCACGUUGCUGCUGGUGGGAGGGGGGCUUGUUGGUAAACUGGCCUCCCUGACUCAAGCGGAAAAAAAAAAGGGCGGUCAUGUUGGUUCCUCAGAACAAGGGGGGCCCCCGCUCCACCUCAGCCAGGUUAAUCAAUGGAUCUGUGAUUUGAAACGACACACUAUUUUUAAAACAAACAAACAAACAAAACAAACAGAAGGCACACCGACAUUCCCGAGCUCUGUGACUCCAGGAGGGCCGUCCCUUUCCCCCCUCUCCCCCCAUCGCCGCCCUCCAGUUACCUCCCUGUGCUGCUUCGAAAAACUGGAGAAAUUGACGAUCAGUCCGUUGAAGCGCCACCUAAUGGAGAUGUGUGGUCAUAGUGGACUGUGAAGUCAUCAACUUGAGAUACACAUGGGUGGUUUGUAUGUGUGUAUGUGGUCUCCGUGUUAUGCAAAGGUGAAAAAAAAACAAACAAAUGUUCUAGCUAGGUAUCCGUAGAUUGAGUAUUUAUGAGGCUGCUGCGAGAGAAAAUCGGCGGCGCGGAAGUCGACGUCGAGGUGGGGCGCGUUUUUUUCCGGCUGCAGACCGUAGGAAGUUCUGCAGAUCCACACAGACCUGUACGUGUUAAACAGAUUGUGCGCCAUGCUUUUUCAGCAUGGAGUCAUCCCUACCACUGUCACACAACGCUGCUCUCUAACCCCCCUCACCUCUCAAACACACUUUUCAUCUGUAUUUCCUUUUCCUGUUGCUCUCUCCACUAAAACAUGUCUAACAAGGAAGCACUACAGCACGGAGAGCAAAUGUUUUUUGAAGGCAGGCGAAUGGGAACGUUCGGAAAAAAGACUUUUUUUUUUUGUUUCCAUCUUUUUUUCUCCUUCCCUAAUGUGUGCGAAUGGGAACGUUCGGAAAAAAGACUUUUUUUUUUUGUUUCCAUCUUUUUUUCUCCUUCCCUAAUGUGUGCCGUUGUUGAUCAUGUUGAGUGUACAAGUAUAUGGUGAAAAGUAGCCAGCGCUAGUUGCUGUGUGCCAUUUUUAAAAGAGAAGUUAGUUUUUGUUUUGUUUGUUUUUCCGGGUGGGGGGGAGAGGGAGGUUCCACCUCUGAACCCGGCCACAACUUCUCCCUUCCCGCGUGGCACCAUCGACCCACAUUGUCCUCCGUUUAUUGAUCCAGUCAUCAUGCCUCUAGAUCUUCUUUAAUUUUGCAGUUCACUUUACAAGAAAAAAAAAAGGUCCAUUUAAAAGAUUGUAUUUUUAUUAAUCUAUUUAAAAAAGAAGAAGAAUUGAGGUAGAGGUUGGUGCCUCCACAGUGGAACAAACCCACACAGUUUUAUACACAUAGAUUUUGUUGUGCUUGAGUAGACACCAUUUUGUAUGGUUUUCGUCUCCUUCCCUCACCCCCUUUGCCCUGCUUCAGUAUCUGUGUAUAACAGUCUGUUCUUAUGUAAAAAAACAAACAAAAAAACAAUAAUAAUAAUGUUAAAAAAAAAAAAUGCUAGAGGAGAACCGUGGAAAUAAAAGUAUGUGAAAAUAGUGUUUCUA